AUGGCAGCCGACACAACAGCUGACGAAGAACCAUCCUAUAUUGACUACGAAACCUUCCUCGACCCUGAUUUCUCCCCCGCGUCUUUCGCGAAUACACUCGUCGUCUCAACCAACAAUCCCAACGAUACACCCCUCGAUCUCUCCACCCCCCUAUCCCGUGUUCUAUUCGAUGCUCAAGAGAUUGACUCACAUAUCGAUGUUCUGACAACUCGCUCCGCCGUUCCGCUUCUCGAUUAUACCCAACAACAGACCCAAGCGUCAAAAAAUAUCGUGGGGGAGCUAGAUGGUCAGAUUCAGAGCUUAAAUGACAGCUAUCGCCAGCUCGAGAAGGAGGUGAUUGACAAGCAUGCUGAGGCGGACGAGGUCCGGCUUGUAGCUCUACGGUUAUGGGAGACUCUGAAGCUCGGCCGCUCGGCCGGACGUUGCUUGCAGCUCGGUCGACAGCUUGAAGUCCAGCACCUGGAGCUCGGUAGCGGCUCUGGGAAGGAGGAUCACCGGGCCCUUGUUCGAUGCGCGUAUACAAUCUUGUCGCUGAAAGAGAUCCUUGACCGCAGAGGCCCAGGCGAAGAAGGCUUCGGGCUGAACCGUGUGGACGCUGUCAAGAGUCUACAGGAUACAGUGAUAACCCCCAUUGACCGAUCGGUACGCGAGCGGGCAGAGCGCAUCAUUCGCGAGUUUUCGAUUCAGCAGACCUCGACUUUCUCUCAGGUCGAAGAGAUCAAGGCCCGUACCGCAUCUGCUAUAACCACGCUUUAUCUACUGUCACCAACUCUCGGUUUGAAAGCUGAUAAAUGGGUUCCGCGGCUACUACUCCAAUCUCUAGAGACAUAUAUUCGAGCGGCCCUGCAGGCGAGCAUUACAGCCUUGUCCCGAUCUUUGGGCCAGUUGCCGACGCUGGACAAGGCGUUGUCUGACGUUAUGUCCAAGUGUCAAAAUGUAGUCUCACUUGAGGCUGUCCUCGAGAUAACAAAACCGCCAGCCCAUCCCCUCCUUUCCGCCUCAAACCAGCCGAGCCAAUCAAGCUUGCUUCAUUUUGUUCUCGCUUAUCUCGAGACGGCAAGUCUUGCCUCGUUCUUUUGGAGGACCAUGGCAAGUAGCCUUGCAACACGUGUGCAAGAUAUCAUGAACCGUGGAGGCGUCGUGGCUAGAACCCUACGAACGAACAAGAAUACGGUUGGAGAUGCAAUCCGCCAGGCUGUUGUCAAGGGAUCCCAGUUACACGGCGCAUUGACAGGAUCUAAGGGAAGGACAAAGGCAGAGGCGAACUGGGAUAGGGAGGUGGCUGUUAUGGUGGGAAGCGUCGUGAAUAAUCUUCGAUAG
Molecule: messenger RNA, 1320 nt
Organism: Fusarium venenatum
Lineage: Eukaryota; Fungi; Ascomycota; Sordariomycetes; Hypocreales; Nectriaceae
Product: Golgi transport complex subunit 5-domain-containing protein
Biological process (GO): intra-Golgi vesicle-mediated transport
Cellular component (GO): COG complex
Source: RefSeq, a predicted model, not a curated record